Messenger RNA from Microplitis demolitor, 4319 nucleotides. RefSeq names its product BLOC-3 complex member HPS4 (gene HPS4). The record is from RefSeq and is a predicted model, not a curated record. NCBI's taxonomy places the organism in Eukaryota, Metazoa, Arthropoda, Insecta, Hymenoptera, Braconidae. Bases 403 to 2931 code for a protein of 842 amino acids. Gene Ontology annotation, biological process: vesicle-mediated transport. The transcript has 3 exons.
CAUCAACAUUGUAAUGGAAAAAAAAAAGUUUCCCAUCAAACAUGAAUGUGGGAGGUUAUCUGACUACUACGCAGCAUCCAUGCAUGUAUUCCUGAUUAUAGUCAUCCUCCAGCUCUAACCCAAGUCGAAAUUCUCGUCUUCUCUCAUCUGUUAUCACUUAGAUCAAUAACAUCAUGGCGCGACAAGUGCACAAUGCCGCUGGUUGUUCAAUAUAAAUAACAAGAAAAAAAAAUAACAAGAAUUAUUGUAUAAUAACAUAAAAUAAUAAAGAUGUUGACAGAAUUACUGACGUAGUCAAUAUGUGAUCGCUGAUACAGAUAAUUAACGCAAGGACAAGUAUAAAAUAAUUGAUAUUUAAAUAGAUUUUGAGUUGACAAUCACGUCGUCCACAAAAUCAUCAUCAUGGCAAAAGAAAUGAUGAUAGUUUUCAUUUACGAUACCACAAGGUGUCGUAAAGAAGAAGACGAUCCAGCUGAGGCUGUCAUGUAUUUUCAUCCAGCCUGGGUCUCACCAGCACAACGUCUAGCUCUAGCAGGUCAACUUAUGGGCGUAUAUCAGUUUUUAUCAACGUGUUUUUCAUCACCACAGCUGAUAAAUCUUCAAGGGGGUAAAUUUGUUUUGAAAAAAUUCAGCCACUAUAUUCUGGCAGUUGGUACUGACCGCAAUAUACAGGAUUGGAUACUCGAACGACGUGCAAAUUGUCUAGAGUCAAUGCUAAAAUUUUUCCACUGUGAUCUCGAUACUAUUCUCCAGUCAUUUAAUAACGACCGUAACAAAUUCACUGAGAAAUUGUAUCAAAUGUUCGAAACUUAUCUACCGAUACUACAGUACAGUGCUAAUUUAUUUUCCAACAUGCCGAUUAUUAAAUUACCAAGUACUGCAAGUAAUGUCUUCCUCGAAUCAAUGCAAGUGCUGCAGUACUGCCAAGAGACGAGCGGUAUUUUUGGUGGCGCAAUUUUUUAUAAUAAUAAAGUCGUCGCAACUCAAUUAAGUGCUGACUUAACUAAACAAUUAGUGAUAACUGAUCCAUAUCGAAUUAAAGCACCAGCUGAUCGUAUACCCACUGACUUUCAUCUUCCAGUUGGUGUUCAAUUAUUGCGAGUUUACAUUCAGCGAAAACCCACUGAGCUUCCUGAUGAUUCAAGUACUAAAUCAAAUAACAUUUCCGGUCACACAGAUUUAAUUAAAAAAUAUAAAAAGUCUUUGCCAUCUGGUAUGAAGAGAGACACGUCUCGUAUUUUUACUGUUCCUGAAGAAGGAGAGCCAGAACAUACGGAACUACCGGCUGUUCCUCAGGAAUUCCCACAACCAAAGCGUCCGCCCUCGAUUCCUAUUGGGAACUUCGAAAGGAAACAAGAGUAUAAACAAAAAUAUCAAAAUCCUUUGACUCCAAGCGUUUGCUCUACGCCUCUAAAGGAUGUCAAUAGAAUUCUCCAUGGCAACGCGGUGUCUAUUUGCAAAGGAACUGAUGAAGAAAAAGUUACUGAUAAGCCAGAUGUCAAAGCACGAGAAAAUGUCGAUGAUAUUCCUGAUGUCGUCAAAGAAGCCUUGAGAUGUAAGCGAUUUAAUAAGCUGCGAAGUGCAGCGCGGGAAAAAUUUGAAAAAAAAAAUAGACGGGAGCCGUGGAAUAGACGGAGUUCUAGUCUUACUGACUUAGAAAAUACUCGUGAUGCUACGGAAAAAUUUAUACUGAGUAUUACUUGUAAUAUUAAUCAAUCGAAGACAAUGAUUGAGUCUCCAGAAAGUAAAUUUCCAAUGAAACGUUCAUUCAAUACCAUCACAGAUCCUUCAUAUCCAGUCUUCAGGUUUGACGGUCGUCCUGUAUCUCAAUCUCUGUACGAUCAUUACAUUUCAUCUCAUUAUCAAGAAUUAGUCAAAGAACAAAGUACUGAAUUUUCUCAGCGCAGUAAAUUACUGACAAAUGGUCUCGGUAAUUGCGAUAAGACAACGGGAUUGGAGAAAAAAAAUUCCAAUGACGAAAAUCAUAUCGAUGGUUUUGAUACUGUGAUUCCUGAGCUACCUGAGUCGCGAUCUAAUCCUCUGGAUGUGAGAUUAAAUAGCAAAUCACGUCAGGAAAGUUACCGAAGGUCGAUGAGUUUACCUCUGAAGAGUCUUAAUGCACCAGCAGACAGCGACGAUCGAAGAAAAUCAACUUCAGAAACUGGAGUGUCGUUCGAUUUACCUCGACGUAAACUUGAAGGUCUUCAAUUAACUCCUCUGAUGUCUAAGUUGAGUCUGCUGGCGACUGAUGAACGGACAAGUGGAUUUUGUAGUAAAGAAACUACUCCCAGUGAAUUUUGUGAUUUAUCAACAUUAUCAAGUAAAAUUACGCGUAAUAAAUCGGAGAAUAUUAAGACUUCCGGUAACGGGGAUGAAGGUGAGGAAGACUUUUGGCUGAAUGAUAAAGAAGCUAAUAAAGAGGGUAAUUGUGAAAAGGCUGAACUUUUUAUCUGUGGACAAAAUAAUAUGGUAUUGUUUCUUUUGAUGGAAAAUGGGACGGCAAAUAAUCCAGAAUUGAUACACAAUCUCUGGAAAACUUCAAUGAACACUUUGGGACAUCUAGAGUCACGUCUGCAGCAUUGUCUAGAUCCUUUGCCAUCUGGUGAACACAAAGAGCUGUACAGUGUACUGAGUGUCGAUCCACAAUGGGAUACUCUUGACCGUUCAGGUCUCUGGGGUGUCACGGAGCUGGAUAUCGUCUCCUCACUACACAAUCGUUUUUGCGAGUCCAGUAACCUCACGGACAUUAUCGUCAGGACUGAUGACACUGUCAUUUACGGAAACCAGUGCGGCAAGACUCAGAUAUUUUACCAACAAGCCGUAGCAUCCAGUGCCUCAGGUGGACUGCCGACACCCGCUGAUCUUAUGGGUGUCGUUCCUCUUAAAGCUAAACGUCGCCUUGAACGUGACCACGGAAUAAUUAUUUUAUAAAACUAGAAAAAAGAAACGAAAAAAAAAUCCUUGCCAAUUUGCUUAUUUUCGUUGAGAAUUUGCUGAUAUAUAUAAAAAUGCCAAUAACUAUUUGCAAUAUUUGCGAUGUAAUUUACUGUUUAUUGAUCAUCGGGUUGAUUCCCGAGCUAUUUUCUAUGUGUAUUUUUGUAACUAAUGACAUUGACGGUUAAAAUUUUUUCACUUGACGUUAAUUUCCUAUGGAAUUUAUCGUGUAUUGACUACUCCUGAAAGGUAAUAAGAAAACAUUAAUAAUGAUAAUGUGUGAAUUUAUAUAUGUGAUAAAUAAUAUCUUAAUAUUUUAAUUAAUGACAAUCAUUUUAAUUUAAUUGAACUAUUUUAUUUAAUUAAUUAAUUAAAAUGAUAACAUUUAAUAAUCCGUCGCAAUUUAAAAGCUUUACUGUCCAUUACGAAGCCAUUCCAUUUUUGCUUGCACGAUGCUGAUAAAUUAUCGAAUUUUUUUAGAUAAAUAUUUGAAAUUAUAUAGGUACAUAAAUUCAAUUAUUUUAUAAAUUUAUCGUUGUUAAUUAUAAUUGUUAGUCGACCUGCAAUAUGUAAUCUUAGUCCUGUAGCAUAGUAUUAUUUUUCGUAAUAGAAAAUUUUAUAAUAAAAAUAAUGAAUUUUUUGUGAUUGUAGAAAAUUAUUUUAAUUUUGUUAAUGGAUAUCGAUUAGUCCAGUAUUUUAUGUAGAUAAUAAAAAAUUUAGAGAUAAUUAAAUAAAUUUAAUUUUUUAAUUUGAAUCUAAUAGAAAUAUUCUCGAUUUUAGUUUUUUUGCGCAUGGAUUCGAGCCCACUGAGCGGGUCAAGUCAGUGAUUGCCCUGAUUAUAAACUUUGAUUGAAUCCGAUUGGGAAAUUCUAAUCGGAAAUUCCCGAUUGACUUUUAUUGGAAAGUUCCGUAUGAAUUCGAUUGAAAGUUAACCGGAAAUUGGAAAAAAAAAUGAUUAUUUUCCCAUGGAAUCUGAUUACAAAUUUGAAUCGAAAAUUUUUCAUUGACUUUCAAUGAAUUUUAAUCGGAAAGUUUCGUAUGAAUUCGAUUGAAAAUUAAUUGGCAAUCGGAAAAAAAUUAUUCUUUUCCAAUUAAAUCUAAUUAAAAACUUUUAAUCAGAUUUACUUGGAUUUAAUCGGAGUUUUUAUUAAGGGUGAUUUCGUGUAAAAUUUCAAAAUCUCUAAUUCUUUUUUUUUUUGUAAAGUUUUAUAAUUUUAAAUUUGAGAAAAACGAAUUUAUAUUUUUUUAUUUCAUUGAAUCUUAAUCCGUCUAGUCGCUGAUGGUUGUUCGUUCGGUUUUAGUUAAUUUACAUAUUUAUCAUAUUAAAUUUAUCAACAUUUUUUAUUGAUUUUAAAUUAUCAAACGGCAUGUCAUAAGCAAUAGUU